Cladophialophora yegresii CBS 114405 is the source of this 1065-nucleotide messenger RNA. RefSeq lists its product as uncharacterized. NCBI's taxonomy places the organism in Eukaryota, Fungi, Ascomycota, Eurotiomycetes, Chaetothyriales, Herpotrichiellaceae. The transcript is spliced from 2 exons. Gene Ontology annotation, molecular function: protein binding; chromatin binding. Gene Ontology annotation, cellular component: Set1C/COMPASS complex. The coding region runs from base 1 to 1065 and encodes 354 amino acids. The record is from RefSeq and is a predicted model, not a curated record.
AUGGCGAUCCCCACCCAACAGAAAGUACACGAUGUGGUCAAACACUAUCGUCCUGCAAGACAAUUCCCUUGUUCGACUCGGUCAGACGGACACGAGACCCGGGUCACCUCCCUUGAUUUCGAUGAUAUGGGCGAAUUUCUGGUGGCAGCCUCUGACGAUGAGACAAUGCACGUAUACGACAUCAAAGAGGGCAAGAGGACGAAGACAAUACCUAGCAAGAAGUACGGCAUCCAUCUAGCUCGGUUCACUCACCAUUCACGGAAUGUACUUUUCGCUAGUACCAAGCAAGAAAACUCUCUGCGGUUACUAGAGCUUCACAACGAGAGCUUCGUUCGCUAUUUUACUGCUCACACCGGCCAAGUCACCUGUAUCGCUCUGUCUCCCGCUAGCGACCAAUUUCUCUCAUGCGGCAAUGAUGACAUGGUUUGCUUGUGGGACUUGAACUCAAGGAGCCCCCAAGGCAAGCUCAAAUUGGUGACUCCGUAUCUUGCAGCAUACGACCCCUCCGCUCAGAUCAUGGCGAUAGCGUCGCAAGCUACCUCUUCGAUCCUUCUGUACGACGUCCGCAAUUUCGAUAAAGCCCCCUUUGCGACGUUUGACAUGCUGGAAGCGGAGGAUCGCUACACUCCAACUACGAAAGGCAGGGCAUGGACAAAGCUGGAAUUUUCCAACGAUGGGAAACAUAUGCUGCUUGGUACAGAUUAUCAUGGUCAUUUUGUCCUGGACGCCUUCGAUGGGACAGUCAAAUCAUUCCUGGUAGGCAAGACUGCGGGAAGCGGAAGGGCUGCGCCAGUGUCAACUUCUGGAAAGCCACUGGGCCAAGGAGAUGUAUGCUUUACCCAAGAUGGGAGAUAUGUCGUGGGUGGAACAGGCGAGUCGGAUCUGCUCGUCUGGGACACUCAGAAUACCGCCGACAUCCUGCUGGAACCUACCGCCCGACUGAACAGUCGAGGCAUCAAGACACCGGUCGUGCAAUGCAACCCUCGUUACAAUCAGCUGGUGACUGCGGACACCAAGGUGUGCAUGUGGUUGCCAGGCGACCAGAUCAAACACACAGAUCUUUGA